UCUCGCUUAUAGCAUUUGGGAAGGCAGUGCAUCAGCGCCAGGGCCCGGGCCAUGACGCACCCCCGCGGGGUGACUUGGUCCGGCCCGCGACUCUCCCCCCCGGCCCGCCCGGAUGGUGCCGCCCACGCUGGGGCUCGCGGCGCGCAGCGGGAAGAUGGCGGCGCCGAUGGCGGCGUGGGACGGGCGGGACGAGCCUUGGAACCGGCUGGACGUGCCCUGGCCCGCGAACAACGCCACGGUGCCCCUGGCGGCCCAGCACCCCGCAGUGAGGUUGCUGUCGGCGCUGCGGCGGCGGUGCGACAUCGCCGGGAAGCGGCUGUCGGGGCCGGGCCUGGCCGCCGAGGGACGCGUCCUGCGCGCCGUGCUCUACGUGUACCACAGCAGGCUGCUCCGGCACCGGCCCUACUUGGCCCUGCAGCAGGUAGAGCAAUGUUUGAAGCGCCUGUGGAAAAUUAAUCUGGUGGGCUGCCUGGAAACUCUGGUAAAACUGAUUCCCAAGAAAAAUGCAUCCAAAGCCUACACAGACUGCUUGGUUCCCAGCCAGCCUAUGCUGGAAACUGUGGCUUUGAAGGUAUUGGGAGGCUGCAAGCUCAUACUUCGUCUACUGGAUUGUUGCUGUAAAGCUUUUCUCUUGUCUGUUAAACACCUCUGCUUGAAGGAAUUCAUACUCCUGAAUACUGUGGCUUCAGGGCUCCUGAGCCGGCUCUGGAUUCAGUACAGGUGUGUAUUGCAGACCCUCAUGUCCUUGUACAGUGCCUUGUCAACAAUGCUUCAUCUGGUAUCUGAGACACAACAGACCCCUUAUAUCAAGGGGUUUACCUUUCCUUCUGAUAUCGGCGACUUCCUUGGAGUUAAUGUAUCUUCUGAGGCAGAGAAGCAAAAGGCUAAAAUGCUUACAAGAAAAAAAUCUACCAGCUGGAUGAAGAAGUUCUUCCCAGUAAUGGCAGAGGCAGUAUCAAAAGUUGGGAAAAAGAGAAAAUCUGAGACCUGUACAAGUGCUAUAAAAAGCCAUAGCAUCCUGUGCCCUGUGGACAUUGGAGAGACAGUUGUGGUGCCCACAGCCAGGAGAGGGAAACACCCAGGGUUUGAUGUGAAGAGCUUGCUUAGGCCAUCCAGACAUCCCACACAAGAGGAUGUAAGCGUUGCAUCAACACCUUUUAAGGCAAAGUCAUCACCACUUUCAUCUCAGAUACCAAAAUCACAGCACACUGGAUCUCUUGUACAGAUGGUCCAAACAGCUGCAUCAUUUGGGGAGCUGUCAGAGGCACUCAGAAAAGCUAUUCUGUGGUGCAAAACCAACAAAUUCAAAUCAGAAGCUUAUUUUCUGCGUAACAAGUUGUUGAAAAGCAACCGGCUACACCAUGUGGAGGCUCGAGGAUGCAGCUUGAAGAAAAAACUGCGCUGUGUCAAAACAUCUGUCCGUAAAUACCUCCUGUAUGGGUCACAACACACGCACUGGCCAAGGCAGCACCUCCAGUUCUACCGAAGGAGGAUCAGAUCAUCUGCACUCUUGAAGACAGCUCCAAAGACUGGUGGGCAAAAGCCUCCUGAGCUUUUUGAGGUCUGUGGGAAAAGUGCGUCAGUCAUCCUCCCAGCUUACCAAGAUGGGUCUCCGAGUCAGGAAGAACAUUCCAGCAUUGUUACAGGACAUGUCAGACUAUGCACAACAGGGACCCCUAAGCGGCUGCUGCUGGAAGGAAGCCCUGGCCCUGUGUGGAAAGAAGCUGCUGAGAACACAGAUAUUGAUUCUAUUUUUGCAGCAAUAGGUGUCUGAUCCUGGACUUGAAGGAGGAAAGGGCGGGGGGGGGGGGUCAAGUCAUUCUAGUUGGUUUGGUUUUUUUUGUGGUUUUUUUUAAGUAAACCCCUCUGAACCCUAAUAGUGUCUCAGUAACUCACAUCGUGAAUUCUGUUAAGAAAGGAACAACCAUUUUAUUAUGUUUUUGCAAACCAGCUGCUUUUUAUUGGCUGAUUUUUAUACUUUUAAGGGUGUUUCAAAUAACUGAAUAGUUGCCGUCCUUUUACCUACCCUUGUCCAGGAAUAGUGACUUUGUUACCCUUAAUCAGUGUCCCCUCUCUAUUGCCUGACCACAUGUUAAAUGCUGCUGUCAAAUCCAUAGUGCAAACAGUUCCCAUCCAUGGCAGAAAGGCUGCAGCUUGUCACUUACUGCUGCUUUGGACAAAAGACUUGCCAACACCUUUCCAAGCCUUGAACCCUUUUUUCUGUGCUGCUUGUAGAGGGAACAGCCUUGAUGUGCAGUAUUAUUGCUGUUUC
Molecule: messenger RNA, 2272 nt
Organism: Motacilla alba alba
Lineage: Eukaryota; Metazoa; Chordata; Aves; Passeriformes; Motacillidae
Gene: RMP64
Product: nucleolus and neural progenitor protein
Exons: 9
Coding region: 113-1774 (553 amino acids)
Biological process (GO): positive regulation of Notch signaling pathway
Cellular component (GO): nucleus
Source: RefSeq, a predicted model, not a curated record